Messenger RNA from Calypte anna (Anna's hummingbird), 838 nucleotides. It is a transcript of the gene DRC1, whose product is annotated as dynein regulatory complex subunit 1. Bases 1 to 798 code for a protein of 265 amino acids. NCBI's taxonomy places the organism in Eukaryota, Metazoa, Chordata, Aves, Apodiformes, Trochilidae. Gene Ontology annotation, cellular component: axoneme; axonemal dynein complex. The transcript has 6 exons. Gene Ontology annotation, biological process: axonemal dynein complex assembly; regulation of cilium movement; cilium-dependent cell motility. The record is from RefSeq and is a predicted model, not a curated record.
AUGGAGAAGGGGAUAGAGAACAAGGAGAAGGGUGUGAAGAUGAAGGGUCUGAAGAGUAAGAAGGGUGUGGAGAAGAUGGAAAGGGGUCUGGAGAACAAGGAAAAGGGUUUGGAGAAGAUGGAGAAGAGGAUGGGAAAAAUGGAGAAGGGUCAGGAGAAUAGAGAGAAGGUCUGGAGAACCCUGGAGAUCGAUGAUGAGGAUGACCAGUAUGAACUGGUGGAUUUUUUCCUGAAGUACAAAGCCCAGGAGGUGGCUCUUGGCCAGAGCUGGGGCAGCAGAGGUGGAGAAGAUCUCACGUAUCCAGGUGGGAACAGGGAGGACGAUGGAUUUGGUGGCCACAGGGUCAAGCUCAAAGCCUCUCAGAGCUCCCAGGGCUCCCUUCCAGCUGUGGCCAUCCAGCCUGAUGAUGUCCUGAAGAUCCUGAAGGUUUUUGUGCAGGAUUUCAGCAAGCUGAGGUCCCUCAGGUUGAAGGAUGGAGCAGGGAAGGAGAUGCUGCAGGUACGGGACAGCUCGAAGGAUGGGGAAUACUGGGAAUCCCUGGCACAGGUGAUCCCUGAGGCCACCUUGAAGCUGUGGGAUGCACUGGCAGUGGCACUGGAGGAAUAUUACAAGGUCCUGACGUGCAGGGCCAACCUGUUGGCCGAGGUGGCCACCUUGGACCAGCAGAACACAGAGCUGUGCCUGCUGCUGGAGGAGUACCUCAACUCUGGGGUCAACAGUUCCCUGAUCUGUCCUCCCAUGCAAUGGAUGGACCUUGACCUCUCCUGCCCCAAGCCAAAAAUGGGGCAGGAGCUUUAGGGAAGGGAUCAAUAACUCCGGGGAUCAAUAACUCCAGGGG